Molecule: messenger RNA, 915 nt
Organism: Morus notabilis
Lineage: Eukaryota; Viridiplantae; Streptophyta; Magnoliopsida; Rosales; Moraceae
Product: N-acetyltransferase 9-like protein
Exons: 6
Coding region: 48-638 (196 amino acids)
Biological process (GO): protein acetylation
Molecular function (GO): N-acetyltransferase activity
Source: RefSeq, a predicted model, not a curated record
ACGGUGCCCAAAGUCUGUCUGAGAUCACAGGGAAAUACAGAAAAGAAAUGGUGGGGGUGAGUCUAGAGGGAGAGAAGGUGAUUCUGGUUCCGUACAUGGCAGAGCACGUGCCUAAAUACCACGAAUGGAUGCGAGACCCUGCUCUUCUCCAGGCCACCGGCUCCGAGCCCCUCACUCUCGACGAGGAGUACCAGAUGCAGCUUUCCUGGACCCAAGACCCUUUCAAGAGGACUUUUGUUGUGUUGGAUAAGCGUUUGGUUGUGGGAGAGUUUGUUCAUGGAGACCCUCAUGUGGAAGCAAUGGUGGGUGAUGUGAAUAUCUAUAUGAAUGACCCAGAUGAUCCUCAAAUGGCAGAGAUAGAAAUAAUGAUUGCUGAAUUGAAAUGCCGUGGUACGGGACUUGGGAAGGAAUCUGUUUUAAUGAUGAUGGCAUUUGCAGUUAAGAAUGUGGGGAUCCACGCCUUUCGUGCCAAAAUUGGUGAAUCUAAUACGUCAUCUCUCAAUAUGUUCCGGAAAUUGGGCUUUGAAGAGAUCUCUCACAGUGAAAUCUUCAAAGAGGUGACUUUGGAGUUGCAAUUAACCGAGGCCAAACGUGGUGAGCUGUUACGUCGAACAGAUACUGUGCUCACGCACACAUAGCCACUCCGUGCUUUACAAUAUUCCCCAAAGGUUUGAGGUCAUAGGGCUGCAGAAUUUGCUGAAAACCUUUAUCUAAAUUAAUUAUUUCCUUGGAACAUAAUGACCGCAAUAGUAUUUCAAAACCAUAAGAAUGGAUCACUCUAGCUAGUUUGGAUAUGCCUUUUUUUAUCUUGCAAUUUCCUUGUUUUUAUACCCCAUAAGAAUGGAUCACUAAUAUUCUAAUGUAUCAAACUAGUGCCUUUUUAUCUGACUAAUAUCGGAAUGAGUCCUUGACUAA